AGGGCCACCAGCUCAGCCCACCGCACGCGCCGCCUGACGCGCGCACGACCUCCGGCCCUUUACUGAUUCAGAGGACGACGCAGGCCGCGCCGUGACCAAUCAUAGAGCUACGUAUAUAGUGGUGGUGUGAUGCGGGGGUAGUCACUCGCCGUCAACAUGUGCCGGCCGCUGCACCUCGUCCUGGCCGUCGUCGCCGUCCUCGGCGUCCCCGUGGCCGCCGCCCAGCAAGCCGCCUUGUGCCCGCAGCCCAAGACGCAAGCCGGAUUCCUCGCGGACAGCUUCGCAGGCGAAUGGCACGAGAUGAAGAGGGUGCCCUGGGCCUUCGACACCGAGAGCGACGGUGACUGCGGCACGGUGCGCUUCUCCUGGAUCACCAAGAACGACGUCAAGGAAAAGCUCGCCAUCGACAACUAUUACUUCAUGCCCCGAUCCGUCCUCGGCGUGGGAUACAGCAACAGGUCAGUCAGCCGCAUUGUGCUGUCCGCCGUGCCCGACGACAUCGCCAACGGCAAAUUCACUGCGACGUUUGACACUCAAACCGCCGAGGAAAAGCGCCUUUACCCUCCGUUCAAGUACUGGGUGCUGGGCACUGACUACGACUCGUACGCCGUGGUGUUCUCGUGCCAGGAGCCACCCGGCUCCAUCGUCCCGCACAUCAAUCUGUGGGUGCUCUCCAUGCACCCGUCCUCGUACACCGCCGAAGUGGACGCCAAGGUGACCGCCCUCAUCACGGCCGCGGGUCUGGACCCCAGCAUCCUCAGGCCGGUGCAGCACCAGUACGGGUGCCCGACCAUCGAGCGCUGCCAGCAGUGCAACAAGCCAAUGAACGUCGACCUCGAGAAGUUGAAGGGCCCCUGGUGGAGUGUGCAGCACAGCCACUACGCGGACGAAUAUGACCACGGGAGCUGCCGCUCCACACAGUUCGUCCCCGAAAGUGGCGGCAUCAACCUCGAGAGCACCAUGAUAUACAAGCUCACCCCAAAGGAACAAGACACCAUAGAGAUCACGAAGAGCCAGUGGCAGCGCAGGGGGGACGGGUCGUUUGACAACACUGUAGGGGGCGUGCUGUGCGUGCAGGGAACCGACUACGACAGCUGGGCCGUGGUGUCCGUAUGCAGGAGUACGUAUAAUGUCCUCCCCGUCUUCCCUAUGCGGCCCUUCGGCGUGAGAAUGCUGGCCUCCGAAGGCGGCGUCUUCGUGCUGUCCAGGAAGACCGGCCUCACCCCGCAGCAGCAGCUAGAAGCCAACAAGGCCGUGGUCAUGGCCGGCAUGCCCGUCGCCCACAUGCAGGCCACGCCGUCGACGCCCUGCCCCAAGGCCCUGCUGCCCGGCAGUACCGCCAGCGCCGGCAGCACCACCAAGACCCCCGCCGUCCUGCUUCUGUCAGUGCUGGCCGCCGCCUUGGGGCACCUCAGGCCUGCGCAGUAGACAAUGAAUAAAAACGUGCUGCAAACAAAUCUGAAGAGCAAACAACAGA
Molecule: messenger RNA, 1477 nt
Organism: Thrips palmi
Lineage: Eukaryota; Metazoa; Arthropoda; Insecta; Thysanoptera; Thripidae
Exons: 9
Coding region: 157-1428 (423 amino acids)
Source: RefSeq, a predicted model, not a curated record